UACGCUGUGGAUAUGCCACGCACGAGUACCUUCGAUCAGUAUACGUAAUGCAUGCACGUCCGCGCUCGAGCCAGAUCUCGAUCGCGAACUGUAUGAAAAAAAUUAAUGGCAGCUAGCUGUAGGCCUAUGUGUGUGUUUGGCUAAUUAGGCCUAACUAGCAACAGCUGUUUUACUUGUUCCUUAAAAUCCCUCCCUUCCACUUGUUCUUAUAAUGGUCUAAGUAUACCAAGUUGAAGUGAUGAGCUGCAUAGAUGUGGUUGCUGGAUUCAGGAGAGAGAGUAUCAUAUGCAGAAAAUGACAAUAACAACAAUUCUACAGAUCUGAUGGACAUUCUGAGGAUUGUUCCCCUGCGGUCGCCGUAACGUCUACAUAAGGUGUCUUCAUGGCAACCCAUCAGCUGAAUGGUGUUGGGGAUAAGACUGCCCUUCAAGGUCAGACCCAAGUGGACCAGGUCUCGGGGGCCGAGUACAGUAUCGAGAAUGACACGAGACACCGCCCCCACCCGCUGGAAAAGCAGGGAUCCCGCACGCGCUUUCACUCGGGGAACGGAUCGGCCGCUAAGUCCUCGUCGUCAUCGCUAGCCCUUUCGCUAUCCUCGUCGGAUAUUCGGCAGGUCAACGGCGGGAAGGAUGAUGCGACGAGCUCCCCUCGCCACGUAUCGCACACCCCACCGACGUCGCCCACGUUGAACCACUCUGGCUCAAAUCUCAAAACUGCGAAUUUUGCCUCGGCACCGUCCAGGGCUGGUGAUUUUAAGACCCUCCGUUCGCGACUGCGUCCCAGGAAGAGCCGAUCGCAGCAGGACAACCUCUUGACCUUCAGGGCGAUGGCCUAUCUUGUGCUGUGGUACUUCUUCAGCUUCUGCACGCUGUUUCUGAACAAAUACAUACUGAGCAUGCUCGGUGGGGAGCCUGGGAUGCUGGGUUCAACCCAGAUGCUAGUGACCACCGUCUGCGGCUUCUGUAAGAUGUACAUUCCUUGCUGCCUCUACCGCCACAAGAGCCAAGACGAGAGGCCAAAAGGGUUCCUAUGGAACAUGAUCGGCCUUGGCAUUAUGAGAUUUCUGACUGUUCUUUUAGGCCUGGUCAGCCUGAAGCACAUUGCUGUCUCCUUCACGGAGACCAUCAAGAGCUCGGCCCCGCUCUUCACCGUGAUCAUCGCGUGGCUGAUGCUGAGGGAGCGCACGGGGCUGUGGGUCAACCUUUCGCUGUUACCCGUCAUGGGCGGCCUGGCGUUGACCAGCUGCUACGAGCUGAGCUUCACGGCGAUUGGCUUCUCUGCUGCCAUAGCAACAAAUUUAGUGGACUGUCUACAAAACGUGUUCUCCAAAAAGCUUUUAAGUGGCAGUUCCCAUAGAUACAGUCCCCCAGAGCUUCAGUUCUACACCAGCACAGCUGCAGUGGUGCUUCUGGUACCCUCCUGGUUAUUUUUAGACAACCCUUUUAAGAAUGGUCUUCCUGAUCAAGUAUUGGUCAUGGCUCUAGUCCUCGAUGGCGUCUUUUUCCACCUUCAAAGUAUAACAGCGUACGCCCUCAUGGGUCGUAUAUCACCGGUAACGCAUAGCGUUGCGAACACAUUCAAGAGGGCGCUUCUCAUCUGGCUUUCUAUCCUGGUUUUCCAUAACCCAGUCACGGUGCUCAGCGGCGUGGGCACCAUCAUCGUCGUUCUCGGCGUCUUCCUGUACAACCGCGCUCGUGAGUACGAGCAGAACCGGCAAGCGCAGGAUGGUCCCGGUGAGGGCAGCAUUCCUCUCUCCUCUCCAGUCUGAUGUUGUGCGCAGCCUUAUGGGGGCGCUAUUUUCCCCAUUA
Molecule: messenger RNA, 1808 nt
Organism: Patiria miniata (bat star)
Lineage: Eukaryota; Metazoa; Echinodermata; Asteroidea; Valvatida; Asterinidae
Gene: slc35e2b
Product: solute carrier family 35 member E2A-like
Exons: 8
Coding region: 383-1768 (461 amino acids)
Cellular component (GO): Golgi apparatus
Molecular function (GO): antiporter activity
Source: RefSeq, a predicted model, not a curated record